Arabidopsis lyrata subsp. lyrata is the source of this 1917-nucleotide messenger RNA. RefSeq names its product FRIGIDA-like protein 5. Bases 134 to 1624 code for a protein of 496 amino acids. The record is from RefSeq and is a predicted model, not a curated record. Lineage: Eukaryota; Viridiplantae; Streptophyta; Magnoliopsida; Brassicales; Brassicaceae. The transcript has 4 exons.
UUUCUUCUUUUGUCAGUCUUCUUCAGUGCAGACUCAGACUCGCUCUGCACAAGAAAUUGGAGUUGUCACCACUCAAAUUCCGCAACUUUCUCUCUUCGUUCAUUGUUAAGAUUUGUUGUUGUUACUGUUGAGGAUGGAGAAGACUUGUGGUGAGGAUGAGCUUACACUCACUGUCACUAGACUCAACAGUGAGUCUAAGAGACGAAAAAUCUGUAAGUCUUUGGAGAAAUACAAAGCUGAUUCAGCUGGGAUAUUGAGGAGUUUACAGGAACAUCUUGAUACACUUGAAACCGAUAUCGAAAAGAAGUCUCUGGAAGUUGAAACAAAGGAAAACAAGCUUCAAGGUCUGACCUUGAAAUUGGGGAAAAUCCAAAAGCAGAUUAAAGUUGCAGAGAUUGAGUCAGGUGACAAAGAAAAGGAACUUGAUUUGCUAAAGAAUCAGAUCAAGUCAGAGGAAAACCAGCUUCAAGUUCUGAGCUUAAACUUGGGGAAAAUCCAAAAGCAGAUUGAGCAACAAACUAAUGUAGUUGAAGCAAAGGCGCGGGAGAUUAAAGCAAUAGAGAUUGAAGCAGGUGGCAAAAGAAAGGAACUUGAUUUGCUAAGGAACCAGAUCACGGCAGAGGAAAUGGCACUCAUUGAGCUUAAGAAAUUAGUGCAGAAUACUCAAAGGGAACUUGAGUUGAAGAAGAAAGAGUUAAGACAAACGAGCAGUGUGUUUGUUAAGAACGAGCAGCAGCCCGUUGCAGCAGAGACUGAGCAGUUUAGUGGAGAUCCUCUCAUGCGUUAUGAAAUCUCAUCAGUUUCUCUUGGUCACCAUGAGGUUUCCAAUGUUCUUAGAGCUAAACCUGAUCCAGGAAGAUAUGUUCUGAAUCUAGUGGAGGGAGAAGUUAAGGAUGCUCAUCGCAAAAAAGAAUCUGGUUUACGGGAGUUACUGGUGGAGAAUUUGGUUGUAUUUAUUGAAGAGCUAGCAGAAAUUAAAGGAUGGGACCAGGCUCAACUGCAGCUCAAGGCGACACAGGUGGCUACUAUUUGGAAAAGGUUGAUAAGCAUCGAAGCUCCAAGAUCAUCUCUCGAGGCUUUGGCUUUUUUGUUGUUCAUUGUGGCAUAUGGAUUAAAGAGUUUGAUCAAUGAAGAAGAGACUGCUCUACUUGUCACAUCUGUUUCUCAUUACAAACAGGGUCCAAAACUCUUUCAUUCGCUUGGUCUCGAACUUAAGAUCCCAGAUUAUGUGCUAGGUCUCAUAAACAACCGCCAUUAUAUUCCUGCAGUACGACUUGUAUGUUUGUUCAAGCUUACAGACUUCCAACCCCAAACUCUCUUAAUGAAAGAGGUCAUCGAUUUAAAACGCUCUGCCCUGGAAAAAGCUGAGAACAAAGACGUUGGAAGAUUGAGAGCCAUCGUUGAACUUGCAGCAGAUUAUAAGCUUGACAUUGAUCUUCCAGCGGACCUUAUUGCCAAACUCAUGUUUCAUAAAGAAAACUCAACACCACCUGUGCUUCAUUGCGCUGUUGAAGCACCAAGCCCAUCAGCAAAUGGUGGGUCUUCAGGUUCAAGGGUGGGUCUUCAGGUUCCUAAGCGCGAGACUGAACCCUUCGUGAUCCCAUUAAAAAAUGGUAGGUUUUAAUGUCUGAUACUCAAUAUGUAUGAAGGCUCUAGUAGGAACCUAAUUAGCUAGUGCUAGGUCUCUCUCUCACUUAUCAAUAGGCUUGUGCCAAUUUGGUCUCUUUAGUUGUAUCUACAUAGUGAACGAUCUUGCUUGUCUGUUUGAUAAACUUGGUCCACUUUUGGUUCUUGUUAUUAUCUAAAGCUUGACUUUUAUUCGAGAGGGUAAGUAUUCAUGUAGAUGUCACUGUUCUUUGGGUGGUUUUAUGGUAGCGUGUUGGAGAAGGUAUAUAUACAUAUAUGAUUAGGGCUUUG